AAAACAACAUCUCACCUUCUUUCUUUAGUCCAAGUGCUGGAGCACGUUUGAGUGACCAUGGAGUGCGUUUGCUGUCAUGUAGUUGAGCGUUAACACGGCGUGAAUAUCCGAAGAGGGGGACUUUAAGCGUGGAUUCCGAGGAGCCAGAGUCUGUACCAUGGCUGCUGCACGGGAGGAAGGAGAGGUUCUGCACAGUAAAACGAGGCACCACCACGACGGAGCUGGAAGUGUAAACAGCUCAGAGGGCUUCAGGAACGGCUAUGUGAAGAGCUGCGUCACCCCUCUCAAACAGGACCAUCGGAGGGGAUUUUUGUUUAAUGUGUGCAGGUUUUGCAACGAAGACAUACUUAACUCCAAACUAUUGAAGGUCUCAGCCUUGUACGUGAGCGCGUUUGUGAUCCUCGCGGUGUCUUUCCUCAUUUCUAGGAGCUUGCAAAGUGACUCUCUUUGGGAUUUGCGGACUUUUUUGUCGGGCUUCUCCCAGUCCAUCAGCCCUUUAUUCAGCAUAGGAUGUGCUUUCUUCUUUCUGACGUUUUACCUGAGGAGGAAAAAGAGGGAGAGCAGUAAAUGUUGGCUCCUGUCACUGCCAGCUUCGUGUUACCUCGGGGAUUUUUUGGUUUUGCGGUUUUUGCAAUGGGGAGAGGACCAACACCAGAUGCAAAUGGUGGGCAGGUUGUUAUUCGUGUUGGGAUGUGUGGGUCUGCUCACACUCAUCCCCACUUUGAAACUCAAACACAGUGUUCUUAUACUGGUUUUCGCCAGCGUUGUGUGGCUGGUUUCUUUCACAAGUUUGAGCGGACUGCCCGCCCUGCUCAGACCCCUCUUCGCCUGCUUUACGGGGUUUUGUGGCUCCCUGUUGGGGCUCUGUUUUGACCGCUACUACCCGACGAGGGAAGCACCGAGUGGGAUUUCCACCACGGAGGAAAAGGUCCCUGUGAUCAGACCUCGGAGAAGGUCCAGUUGUGUUUCACUUGGGGAGACAUCGACCAGCUAUUAUGGCAGCUGUAAAAUGCCUCGCAGACCUUCGUUACCCUGUAUAUCCAGAGAACAGAUGAUCCUGUGGGACUGGGAUCUGAAACACUGGUACAAACCACAGUAUCAGGGUGCUCUGACAGGCAACGGCGUGGAUCUGUCUGUAAUAAACGAGGCCAGGAACCUGGUGUCAGACCUGCUGAUGGACUCGUCUCUGCAGCCGCACACCACCUCCGUUCUGCGCAGCGUCUCCAGCCUCAUGGGGACGUUUUCAGGCUCGUGCCGCCCCAGAGUCAACCCCUUCACCCCCUUCCCGGGUUUCUACCCCUGCGACGAGGUGGAGGACUCUAUAGAGAGGGGAGAGAGGAAAACCAUAAAGGGUCUGAGCAGCAGGAACAGCCUCCCCACGCCUCAGCCCAGACGGAGCUCCACCUCCUCUGGGCUCCCUUCUCUUGACUCCGCCUCUUCACGCUGGGAACGUAACAAUGGCAAGAGACCCCACCCUGACCUCAACAUGACCAGCCCAGGUCUCUCUAACGGGCCCAACCCAAACCUGCUCACCAUUCCCAAGCAGAGGUCUUCCUCUGUCACUCUCACUUACCAUGCAGGGUCCAGGAGAGCUGGCACGUCUCCAAGCCUCAGCCCGGUCACCUCUCCAAUCCACGGUCCCCUCGCAGUCAGUGCAGGGUCCUCAUCGUCCCUCGUCAUGCGAUCCCCUGUAGAGUUUCCAGACACAGCCGACUUCCUGACAAGACCGAGUGUCAACCUGAACCUGCACAAGCCUCUGGGCUACACUCUCAGCUCACCUGAUUUCCAGCAGUCUUUCCGUAGCUCCGCCUUCCCUAUGUGCACAGGCUGCGGCUGUCAGAUGCUCAAGGGAGUUUCAGGUGGUGACACAGGGGACGCUUAUCAACCAUUCUCCAGUGAGGUUCAACGCAGACGCUCAGGUGAAGGGCUGGACUUCACAGGAGAGCCUCUGAUCAGGGAAGAGAGCGUUGAGGUGGACACGUCCGGUGACGGGACAUCUGACGCUACAGGGAACCAGGGGCAGGCGGAGGAGGAGCAGGAAAAGAGCCAGAGCACAGCCCAGCAGACUCAGGAAUCAGAGGGUGAGCAGGAGUUCAGACUUGAUCCGAUGCUGGUGGAACAUGAGGCUGUCAUGGAGAGGAUGAACACUUGGAACUUUCAGAUCUUUGACCUGGUGGGCAGAACAGGAGGGAAGACGGGAAGGAUACUCAGCUAUGUGACGUACACACUUUUCCAGGACACAUGUCUGUUUGAGAUUUUCAAGAUCCCCGUGAGGGAGUUCAUGACAUACUUUUGUGCUCUGGAAAGCGGCUACAGGGACAUUCCCUAUCAUAACCGGGUCCAUGCUACUGAUGUGCUCCACGCUGUUUGGUACAUGACCACUCGACCAAUCCCAGGGUUCCAGCAGAUUCACAGUGAGCAUGUGACAGGAAGUGACACAGACUCAGACAGCGGGAUCUCUCCGGGCAGGAUAUCAUACUUAUCCUCCAAGAGCUCCUCGAUUUCUGACGACAGCUACGGCUGCCUGGCCUGGAACAUACCUGCCCUGGAGCUGAUGGCCCUUUAUGUAGCAGCUGCAAUGCACGACUAUGACCACCCCGGUCGCACAAACGCCUUUCUCGUAGCCACUAACGCACCUCAGGCAGUACUGUACAACGACAGGUCAGUGCUGGAAAACCACCACGCUGCAUCUGCCUGGAGCCUCUACCUGUCCCGGCCCGAGUUCAACUUCCUGGUCAACCUGGACCACGUGGAGUUCAAGCGAUUCCGCUUUCUUGUCAUCGAGGCCAUACUGGCUACAGACCUCAAGAAGCACUUUGACUUCCUGGCUGAGUUCAAUGCUAAGGUGAAUGAUGUGAACAGUCCAGGAAUUGAUUGGACCAAUGAGAAUGACCGACUGCUGGUGUGCCAAGUCUGUAUCAAGCUGGCAGACAUCAACGGACCGGCUAAAGUCCGUGACCUGCACCUCAAGUGGACAGAAGGCAUCGUCAAUGAGUUUUAUGAGCAGGGAGACGAGGAAGCUCAGUUGGGAUUACCAGUCAGCCCCUUCAUGGACCGCUCCUCACCACAGCUGGCGAAGCUCCAGGAGUCCUUCAUCACUCAUAUCGUCGGACCUCUUUGUCACUCGUACGACGCCGCGGGUCUUCUUCCCGGCCACUGGAUUAAGGAAGAGGGAUCGGACGAAGAGGACGACGACGAGGGGCAGGUGGACUCGGACGACACAGAUGAGGAUGAAGACGAGGAUGAUGAGAUGGAUGAUGAGCUGGCACCAAAAAGGAGAAAGAAGCGCCGCAGGUUGUUCUGUGGCAUCAUGCAUCACCUGACGGAGAACCACAAAGUGUGGAAAAAGAUCAUCGAGGAGGAAGACAAGAGCAGCAAGGAGCUCGGCAAACAGCAGCAGCAGCAGCAGCCCGACAGCAUGCCGGCCAGCCUGCCCACCUCCCCGUCAGACGACAUCCAGGUGAUCCAGGAGGAGGAGGAAGGAGAGGAGCGACAGUAGCAGGAGGACGAAGGAAAGAGCGGAGAUGUGUGUGAAAAAGAAGAGGAGAGGCAGUGAAAGGACAAAUAAGAGUCUCUCGACUGCCUGCCUUUCUAAAACAAAAACACAAGACAUGAUACGUACAGUUGACAAAUGCACAUAAGACUCACUUCAGUCCCUCUUUCUAUCCCACACACACACACACACACACACACACACACACACACACACACACACACACACACACACACACACACACACACACAUACACUAACAUUGGAAGAUUCACUGUGCAGAUGCUUUCGCAGUCACAUUGUUUUUUUGGAGAAACAAAAAGGCCUUACUACUGUGAGCGGAUCCUUGCUGCAUCAGUGGGAGCCCAACUCCUAUGCACUUUCACCCUCCUGUGAGAACCGAGUGCACGCAGUCAAAACAGAGGAGGAAGCACCAGAACUGAGAAGGAAAGGUGCAGGAGGAGAGAGCGGAUGGGGGGUUUCGACAUUGACGCGCCCUCCUGGCUGUGAUGCUGCCUUGAAUGCAAAGCGCUUACACCUCCCUUAGGUACAAAACGAUUCCUGUCUAUUUAAAAAAAAAACAAAAAAAAAACAAGAGGUAGAGGAAAAAUAAUGAAGCAAGCGACAUGAAGUGAUUGAUACCCUUUACCAAAGUGAACAGUUCAAACAUGGAAAGACAAGAGACUGAGACUGUUGCAGCCUCAAUGUCAGGUAUAUUUUUGGAUUAUAUAUUCACAUAAAUAUAUAUAUCAAAUGUGCCUGUCUGAACCUUUACUGAGUCUAUAAAGGCCCAGAGCCUAGGCUUGUGUAGUUCUCUCUCCUUGCUGGUGACACGAAACACUGUAUAAGACUCAGUCACAGAGACAUUAUUGAAAUGUUGACUGAUUAAUAGCAUUAUAUUUGCAUCAUUUUUGAUGCUUUUACUCAUGUGUACCACCCAUGUUUCUUUUUCCUUUAACUCUCCUCGCUUCAUUUUUGUUUGAGUGUGUGAAUACUGUUUGGGCGGAAAUGUGAUGGAGAGAAUGAGCAGGGAGAAAGAGAGCACAUUUUUAAUUAUUUUAGUACGUAAUAUGUGUGUAUGUUUGUGUGUCCUUUUCAGUAAGGCUUGGCUUCUAAUCAGCGAAAUGUCCUCUGGUGUUUAACAUGUUGCAUUCAGAUCAGGAGUGUUGUUCCAAUGAAUGGAUUCUUCAUUUUUCCUUUUUUUUUUUUUUUUUUUAAAUUCUAAGUAUUUUUUUAAAGGUUACUCAGGAUUCACACAAAGUUGAAUAAUUAAUUUUUUGCAAGAUUUUAUGUGGAUAUGAAAUACACUUCAAAAACUAAGGAAAUUAAAGUCUGGGUGGCUGAAGUUAUCUUGUAAUCUCUUCAUGAUGAACAACAUGGCUACAAACAAAUUGAAGCAAAUGAAAUCCUUUGUGACGGAGGGGUGGGUGGAGGAUGGGUGGGGCAGGGGGGGGAUACUGUAUGUGCAGUCUCGUGGCCAUUCAGACACUGUUUGCAUAACCUUUUUACAACCUCACUGGAGAAAAGUUUCUAUUGAUUGUCAGCAGACUGCAAACGUUUCUCCUGCAGCAACUCAUUGUACACGUUUUCAGUUCUAUAACAGUACGUUAAGUAACUCUUUUUUUUUAACAAACAGCACUAUGUCUACUCUCCUGUGUUUCACACAUGAACAAACAUGGAUUUUAAGACUCAUUUAAAGCUCACCCAACAUGUCUUUCUUCAUUUAUAUCAUUUUUGCCAAACCCAUAACUCGGCCAGUGUGUAAAGAAGGGAUCCAGGGUUUCAUUUCACUUUGGUCUUGUUUAUAUAUUAUGACGUGCCACACGGCAGGUUUAAAAACUACUACUUCUAUUUUUGUCUCUAAGAACUCUUGGCAUUCCACUAGAAUAAGAUGGGGUAAGAAUCUCUGGAGAAUAUAAAGCAGUGUAAAUCAAGGGAGUAAUAUUUAAUAAUGAAAAAAAAAUAGAUACAGGUGUGCACAUUUUAAUACCAAACAAGUGUUUAGCCACUGUACAAAAGAGUAUGUGCAUAUAAAUAUAUAUUUUUUAAAUAAUCAAAUGAAUGCAUCUGUUUUCUACACGCAGCUGACAUGUUGUACAUUGAGAUCCUGUAAUUACCAUUGUGUUUCCAGAGUUUUUAUCUACUUCUAUCCACAGGUGUAGAACUGUGGGGUUUGGUGUUUUUGAGUUUGAUUUUUUUUUCACUUGGUUUCAGCGUCUCCUUGUUCUGUAUCAUAACCACUCUUGUAUUCUUCAUCCUCUCUCUCUAUCAUCCUCGUCUCAGCCAAACCCAACUAGUGCCAAACUUUACCUACGUACAGUAGUCUCUGGGCUGUGAUGUGCUGAUUGGCGAAACUUUCUCUGGGCUCCAGUACUGUUCAUGCAAGAGAAAAACACCUCGGGUUGAAUAUUCCACCGGGCUCCAGGUGUCGGCGACAGUGUGGAGAGUCUGAGUUGGACUCAGGUCAGAGCCAUAUACUGUCUGACAGCUCUAUCAUCAGUUUUUUCACAUGGACCCAUGCUGGAUCAUAAAGCCGUGGUAGCACCCGACCGACCCGACAUACUCUGGCUCAUUAAGUUGUAAAAGUCUGUUGGCUUCUCACUGUGCCGUCUUUCAAACCACAGUGUCCUCUGAUGAUUGUGCCAUAAAUACAUCUAUGAAUGGUUGUUACCCUUCUGUAGCAUCAAUACACAUACGUUUGUCUGAUGUAACCAUUCACCCUUAUCUACAUUGUGGGGGGCAACUGAUUUUUUGUUGUUAUUUAUAGCUGUCAUAAAACACCAUCCCUAAAGUAUCA
Molecule: messenger RNA, 6289 nt
Organism: Notolabrus celidotus (New Zealand spotty)
Lineage: Eukaryota; Metazoa; Chordata; Actinopteri; Labriformes; Labridae
Gene: pde3b
Product: phosphodiesterase 3B
Exons: 16
Coding region: 158-3499 (1113 amino acids)
Biological process (GO): signal transduction
Cellular component (GO): membrane
Molecular function (GO): 3',5'-cyclic-AMP phosphodiesterase activity; protein kinase B binding
Source: RefSeq, a predicted model, not a curated record